This is a messenger RNA of Gilbertella persicaria, 1107 nucleotides long. RefSeq names its product PQ loop repeat-domain-containing protein. Lineage: Eukaryota; Fungi; Mucoromycota; Mucoromycetes; Mucorales; Choanephoraceae. Gene Ontology annotation, molecular function: L-cystine transmembrane transporter activity. The record is from RefSeq and is a predicted model, not a curated record. Gene Ontology annotation, cellular component: vacuolar membrane; fungal-type vacuole. The coding region runs from base 68 to 754 and encodes 228 amino acids. Gene Ontology annotation, biological process: L-cystine transport. The transcript is spliced from 9 exons.
GCAUUAAAAAGCUUUUAUUGCUGAGUUCAGAAGAACAAAAAAAAUAUUUUCAUUUUUUAUUUCACUUAUGAAUAUUCGAGAUGAACUGACAGAAUCUACUUUUUGGGAUCUUCUCUCAGAAGUAGUUGGUUGGUCUUAUGUCAUUGUAUGGUCAAUAAGUUUUUAUCCACAAGCUUAUUUAAACUGGAAAAGAAAGAGUGUAAGAGGAUUAUCAAUUGACUUUGUGUCUUAUAAUGUACUUGGAUUCUUUUGCUAUUCGAUUUAUAAUUUGUCGUUUUAUUUUAAUGAUCAAAUCAAACAUGAAUAUCACAAGAGACACCCACAUAGUGAGAAUAGUUUAGUGCGUCUAAACGAUGUUGUCUUUUCUGUACAUGGGUUUUUAUUGUCUUUUUUUAUUCUGUUACAAGCAUGUAUUUAUAAGAAACACAGGAGCCAACAUAUUUCUUCUUUUGCUGCAUCAUUUGUUUGGUUGAAUAUGAUAGCUGCAGUUCUUUUGUUGGCUACAACACAAUAUGGUGGCGCAACUUCCAUUGAUUUCAUGUAUUUUCUUAGUUCUGUCAUGUUAGCCGUCAGUUUUAUUAAAUAUCUUCCUCAGGUAUGGCUCAACUAUAGACGACAAUCAACUCAAGGUUGGAGUAUUGAGUAUAUUCGAUGGGACUUAUCAGGUGGUAUUCUUUCCAUUUUUCAAUUACUUUUGGACGCCUACAUUGAUGGAGAUUGGUCUGGUAUUGAAGGGGACAAUGUGAAACUGUAAGUAGGAGUAGAUAACAAUAUGUUUUAAAUAUAUCUUAGUGGACUUGGCUGUAUUGUUGUAUUUUAUGAUACGUUCUUCUUGAUUCAACAUUAUGUUCUUUACCCAAAAGAUGUAUCUAAACAUCCUAUUCGAGAUGAAAGAAGAAGACUCAUUGAAGAAUGUCGACAGCCGAUUGAAGACUCUGACGAUUUAGUAGAAGAUGAUACAAGUGAUAUUUCAUCUACUUUUAUCACCAAGAGACCUAUCCAUGUUAAUUAUCAUCACUAUGGUUCUGUGCAACAUGAAUUUGUACCUUAUUCUUCAUCUGUUUAACUGUAUAUAUAGAAAGUAUGUGUAUUUAUAGAAUGUUAUAA